UAAUAAUACAAUAAAAAUACGAGUUUAAGGGGAACGAGUAAUGCUACGCUAUAAACUUUCCUCUUUGACUCACUUCUGACAAAAGUGCUAACAGCCACCAUUGCUUGUAAACGCAGCACGUAGGCGAGGUCUCCACGCGGUUUGGAGGGUUUAGAAAAAAAUGCGGUAACACCAUUGUCCUGGAAUUGAAUCUUGUAUUGCACUGCAACAGUGUUUACCGUUUUGUUAUACCGAUAGCAUAUUUCCAUGUAUGUUUUUCAAGUAACUGACGACGGCGUCGCUUUUUGAAACUGCAGCUGCACGUGCGUCCUCGUCAAGAUUUGAUCGUCAGUAUUUUUCCGCAUUUCGACUCUUGGUCUUUUUUUUUUCUCGCCGAGCACGAAAGUUACAUCUCCUGAGUCUUGUCUUCAUAGAUGGAGAAGCAGCUUUCGGAGGUGGAGAGCAGCUGUCAAGAGGACAACCAAGAUGCCCCUGAGCCUCAAGCCCGAGCAGGCUGGAACAGUAAAAUCGAGUACUUUUUGGCUCAGGUGGGGUUUAGCGUUGGGCUGGGUAACGUCUGGAGGUUUCCGUAUUUGUGCCAUCAAAAUGGAGGGGGAUCUUUUUUGUUGCUCUACGUGCUGUUGAUGUUGGUCGUGGGCAUUCCCUUGUUCUUCCUGGAGCUGGCUGCCGGUCAGGCCAUCAGACAGGGCAGCAUCGGAGUGUGGAAGUCCAUCUCCCCCAGGCUUGUUGGAAUUGGCUACUCCAGCUGUGUGGUGUGUUUCUUCGUGGCGCUCUACUACAACGUCAUCCUCGCGUGGAGCCUUUUCUACCUCGGCAACUCUUUUCAGUCGCCUUUACCUUGGACGACAUGUCCAGAAGUGGGCAAUGUAACAGUUAACGGAGAAGAAGAAUGUAAGGCCAACUCCACCACGUCCUACUUUUGGUACCGUAAAGCGCUGGAUAUCACGGACAGCAUCAACGACACGGGCUCCUUCAACCCGUACAUCGUUGGCUGUCUGUUGGCCGCCUGGGCAAUUGUGUGCCUGGGAAUGUUCAAGGGGAUCAAGAGCUCAGUCAAGGUGAUGUACUUCUCCUCCAUCUUUCCCUACGUGGUGCUCUUCUGCUUCCUUGUGCGGGGUCUUCUCCUUGAAGGGGCCUUGGAAGGAAUCACUUACAUGUUCUACCCCAAGCUGGAGAUCUGGGGAAACAUCCAGGUGUGGCGGCAGGCGGCCACGCAGGUCUUCUUCGCUCUGGGCCUGGGCUUCGGUUCCAUCAUCGCGUACUCCUCCUACAAUCCCAAGAACAACAACUGCCACCGCGAUGCCUACACCGUGUCCUUCAUCAACUUCUUCACGUCGGUGCUGGCCACGCUGGUGGUGUUCGCCGUGCUCGGUUUCCGUGCCAAUAAGAUCACCGCCGAGUGUGUCGUGAGCAACUUAAAAGUGCUGCUGGCGCAGGCCCAAAAGGGUGACGUGGACCAAAGCGUCUUACCAACGUUUAACCACUCGGACCCCGCCUCUUUUGGCCUGGAGGCGUACAAGAAGUGGUUUGAACAGCACGGAAGCCACGUCCGGGUCAACUUAUCCGUCUGCGACCUGGAAAACGAGAUGCAGAAGGGUGUGCAGGGCACCGGCCUGGUUUUCAUCGUCUUCACGGAGGCCAUGUCGUUGUUGCCCGGCAGCCCGUUCUGGUCGGCUCUCUUCUUCCUCAUGCUGCUCAACUUGGGCCUCAGCACCAUGUUCGGCACCAUGGAAGGCAUCCUGGCCCCGCUCACCGACCGCUUUAAGACUCUGGCAAACAACAAGACGAAACUCACCGUUUUGAGCUGCCUCGUCGGCUUCCUGAUCGGCCUGCUCUUCACCCAGCGCUGCGGGAACUACUUUGUCAUGAUGUUUGACGAUUACUCGGCCACCUUGCCUCUCAUCAUCGUGGUGGUGUUUGAGAAUUUCAGCGUGUCUUGGCUCUACGGGGCCGACAGGUUUCUGGAUGACAUCGAGGCCAUGCUGGGUUGGCGGCCCUCCGUGGCUUACAAGUACCUCUGGAAGUACAUUUGUCAGCUGGCCAUGUUGGUGCUGCUGGCGGCCACAACCAUUCGCAUGUUCAUUGAACCGCCGACGUACAGGAUGUGGAAGAAAGAGAUGAAUUCGGAGGUGGCCGAGCAGUACCCGGGCUGGGCUCUGGCCGUCUUAGCCUUGCUCAUCAUAUUUGCAAUGAUGCCCGUGCCGCUGGGCUUCUUCUACACUCUUCUCCGGGACAGGAAGCGGGCUCGCUCCGGCGGCGUACUCGCCGACGACUACACCAUCGUGAGCACCAAGUGCGAAACCCCCUUGACCGACAUGUCCGACGUCAGCCAAUGGAACCGGGGCAACGGUUCGGCCUAAGAUGCGCUCGUUGGGGUCACGUCACUUCCGUUUCAACGGGACCUCUCCAAAGUUAGCAUUUGGAUCUUAAGUUCUGUCGCUGGUAUUUAUUCACGCACAAUGAGAACUGUUUUUUUUUUUUUUUUUGGGGGGGGGCGGGGUUUAGCAUGAAAUUUGAAAGCCUUCAUAGGUAAGACAAAUACCUAAAUGUGAUCUUUGAACAACACAUGAUUCUGCCGGACUUGAAUAACAAACACGGAGCCGGAAUUUCAGCGGCCAUGUGACGCAUCACACUCGAGUGCGUUUUCCCAGUUUCACCUCUCCAGAUGUUUUUCCCUCAGUCUUGACCACGUGACCGAACACCAACACGAGAAACUCUUCUCUGAUGCAUGUAUGUUCAUAGUUAACAGAAGGGAAAUGAAAGCGCGAGACUUUGGGUUUUGUGAGCUCGAAAUGCAAAUGGAACAUGCGGGCGGGCCUUCUCCCGUCAAAGUCUUUGGAUCAAGCCGUCCUCUUCAAGCUUUCAGGGAUUCUUGUUCUUCAUAUUUAUUUUGGAACACACCAGUUUCGCUGUACUGGUCUCCGAUUCAGUUUUUCAGAUUAAAAACGUGGUGGCCGUGUGACAUUUUUUGGGUGAUUAUUUUCUACUUCCAUGGCAUCUUUUAUACGAGCUGACGUGUCGUUUCACGUGCACGGUGUUGACCCCAAAAGAUGAAUUGAAUGAAAAAUGUGAUUGAAUGCUGCCAGUGUACAAAUGCCGAGUGCCUUGUUUUUUUUCAGGAGAGAAAAAAAUAUCGUGGCUUGUACAGUGUUGAACAUUUCUUGUUUGUGGAUCAUUUUCAAAGUGUACAGAAAAUGUCAAGGAAUGCCUUUUAUGUAAUGUAUUGUUCUUAUGAAAACA
This is a messenger RNA of Hippocampus comes (tiger tail seahorse), 3240 nucleotides long. RefSeq names its product sodium-dependent neutral amino acid transporter B(0)AT2-like. Gene Ontology annotation, biological process: nitrogen compound transport; amino acid transport; sodium ion transmembrane transport. Bases 414 to 2360 code for a protein of 648 amino acids. The transcript is spliced from 12 exons. Gene Ontology annotation, cellular component: plasma membrane. The record is from RefSeq and is a predicted model, not a curated record. Lineage: Eukaryota; Metazoa; Chordata; Actinopteri; Syngnathiformes; Syngnathidae.